Molecule: messenger RNA, 2461 nt
Organism: Odontomachus brunneus
Lineage: Eukaryota; Metazoa; Arthropoda; Insecta; Hymenoptera; Formicidae
Exons: 4
Coding region: 626-1276 (216 amino acids)
Source: RefSeq, a predicted model, not a curated record
AGAUGCGGCGGCGGCUCUAGUCGCACACGUGCGAGAGAGACGAUCACGGUACGGCGUGCGGUACUCCUCUCACAGGCGCGCGUACGUACACACACGGAGCGCGUACGUACACCGAUCGGUGCACCUGGUCGUACCUCGCUGGUGAUUCCGUGCCGGAUUUUCGCGAAGGGGUCUUGCGAGAUUGCACGCGAGCAUUAACGGGCGCCGCGUUCAGCCGCGCGUACGCGUGUCCAGAGGGAAAUUCGACGAGGCUUGUCCUGUUCCCAAAGGAGAGAAAGGACGACGAGCUCUGAGGACACGUUCCCUGGGACAUACAUUUGCACGUCGCUACGGCCUCACCCUCUUUGGUGGACCUUGGAGGGCGAGGAGCUAGGAUCUCGCGUAGACGCACGAUAGUCACGCACGGAGCACCAGCGCGAGGAAUCGAUCGAUUGAUUCGUUCUACGAGGUGACAGACAGUGGGGUUUCUUGUGGGAUCCGUGGAUUAAUACGACGGAAAGAGAGAGAAAAAGAGAGAGAGAGAGAGAGAGAGAGAGAGAGAGAAAGAGAGAUCAACAGCCGGCGCGCCGAGGAGUGGUGAUCUCAUCAACGAGCACAAGGAGCGGCUCCCGAAUAAGAUUCCCGAAUGAGGGCUCCGCAGGAGAGAACGUCGACUUUCGGCAAUCUGGAGGAGAGCGCUCUGUCGGGGUGGUUUCGCGAGGGAUCGACGCUCCGUAGCAUGUCGGCGAUUCGUAUCAAUGUGGAGGAGGAGAAGACUCCCAACGAUGACCGCGAGGAUUUCGUUAGAGACAUCGAAACGACGGCGGUGGCGACGACGGCGGCGGUAGCUGCGGCCAGCAGCCCGCUUUCCUGGCACAUCCCAAGGCCAUCCUUGGUCGGGCGCAGCGAGAGGGACAGCGAAAAUGGAAGCUGGGCUCAUCACUUGCAUCCGAACUCCCCCUCGAGAGGGUCGACAUCGUCCCAAGGAUCUACCGCCAGUACACAUAGCGCCGCGUCGGGCACGUUGCUGCUGACAGCCGCGAACCUGGCGAAUCUCGCCGCCAUACACCCGCCCACGGUGACGGCACCAAAGCAGAUGGACACCGCGUCGGUGGCCAGCAGCACCCACUUCACGGUUGUGAACGGCCUCGGCAGACCGACCACCGUCUACAGGAAGUCCUGGUGCGCGCGAAAUCAGCUCACUGUGCUCGUGUGCACCAUGAGCUUUCUGUUCAUGGUCGGUCUGUUAGCCGGGAUCCUUUACAUGGAAAUGAGGGCUCGUGACAAGUACAACUAGGCCGAGGGUGACGGGAGGAAGCGACGACACGUGACCGUGAAUGAUGAUCAUCGUGAUAGAAACGACGAUGAGGCGGCGAAGAGCCGUUGACGGUGGCGGAAUACAUGAAGAAGCGUCGCCGCGCGGCGGGAUCGUUUUUUCAUGGGAACGAGGAGAGGACGCGCACACGACCCCAGUCACGAUAUAUUAAUUCGAGUUACUUCGUAUUUAUAUGUAUUAUGUACAUUUUCGCGUUUACGUAGAUCGCCGAGACCGGCUCUCGGUCUCGACAUUCUCGGCGGCGAUUAGUGUUCUAGAGUAUUGCUGUAUUGCACCGCGACGAAAGUGUGGUACGUGAAAACCAGUAAUUACAUUUGUGUAAUGAGCGACGUACGUGUUAAGUGGCGUUGAAAGGGAUUAACGAAAUCCUCGCGAGCGGGGGAGCCUUGCAUAUUUAUGCUGAAACUAACGAGAAUUCCUCGGAUCGUCCCGCGAGACACGAUUCGACGAGUAUUGUAACGUUCUUCUUCUUUUCUUUUUUCUUAACUUUGAUUAACCCCUUACCGCGUAGCGCAUGUCGUAUAUACGGGAAGAACAAGCGUCUUUCUCAAAAUUCGUUUACCGUUUCUGUCUAUGGUUAUGACACCUCUCCACGUAGGGAGAUGUUUUAUUUCGCAUUAGAGGAGGAUAUAUGCGGUACGGGGUUACGGACGGCAGUGAUGCACGAUGUGGUUCGCGAUCGCUCCAAAUGAAAUAUAUUCUCACAACGUAUACGACGCUUCUGUUAUUUAGCUCUCGACCGAUUUAUCGUUCGCUGUAAAUCGCGCACUACCGUGAGCUAACGAAGAGAAGUCCGAGGAAGCGGAAUAUGUUAGAGGAUAUCGUUCAGGUAUCAUCAAUCACUGGUCGUCCAGCGAAAAUUCGAUUCUGAUCGUACUUUGAUGAGCAGCGAAUAUACCGACGGACAGUUCGAAGUAAUCGACGAAAUGAGACCGAGAUAGCGAGUAACUAUUUAGGACUCAUAAAUUAAUUCUCAUUAACCAAUCGCGUCUGUAUUAAGCCUGGAUUUCCGUCGGAAUAUCAUUCCAGGAAUGAAUGAAAUGUAUGAAAAAGCAAUGAGGGGCGGUCGCGUCGAUCGCUUUUCGCGUCUGUGAUAUUACUUGCGUAUUAAUUAAUUGUCGAUUCAACAAGAAACUGUCAAAUAUA